UUAUAGGGCCGAUGAUAUAGAUUAAUAAUCUAUAUUUAAUAUUAUAAACGUCGCUGACUAUGUCCGUCUAUCUUAUCCAUUUUCAUAUUGUCUUUCACACGAUUACACAAAGCUUAAUUUAUCCUUGUAUGAUAUUGUAGUGGGGUGAUGAGGUAUACGAAUUCUGCGCAUCAUUCAAUCAAUUUGACGCCAGCAACUGAAGCCAGCAACCAACAAGACCACAACAGCAAUCACAAGUAUACAACAAAAAUGCCUUCGUAUUAUACCAAAAAGUAUAUCGAUAGCUUGUUUAACGAUGUUUUUUGUAAUAAAUGUGAAGUUUUGUUGGUAAAAUUAACUUCAGAAGACAUUGCAAAUUAUAAAUUGAGCUUAAUUAAGAAUAUGGAUACACUCAAAGAAGAUGAUAAUGCAUCAAAACAAGAUAAGAAAUGUAAAACCAAUAUAACAUCUAAAGAUGAGAAAAAGUCAACAGUCGUUAAAACAUCUAAAAACAGAAAUACAUCUAUAGAUAGCGAGCCUCCUAAAAAAAAGCAGAAGUUAGAUACAAAUGGAGUAGAUGUUUUGAAAUGUAAAUUAUCUAGAGAGCGUAAAACUCAUAAAUUUAAUUCACAAUUCAAGUCUGCAUUAAAAUCCAAUAAAGAAAAUAUUGCUUCUACCAAUGCUAAGGAGAUACCUAUGUUAAUUGAUUGUGAUGAAUUUACUGAAUCUGCAAAUUCCUCAGAUAAAAAUCUAAAACCAAGGAUCUGGGUCAUCGAUCCCAAGAAAAUGAUGGAUAAAAAUAAUUACAUUAGGUGGAUGAAAAUGAUUUCUCCUGAUAAUAAAUCCAAACAUCCAACAAAUCGCCAGAAAAAGUUAGCAGUUGCUAAACCUCUACAGCCUAAACCAUCUUCAGAGUUCAGAUAGUACCAAAUGCUAUGCAAAAGAUUGUAACAACUCUACAAGAAAAAUACAAGACAACAACGGUGAAAUAUUGUUCCUGUAGCUGCCAAGAACUUGACAAGUAUGUACCUGUCAUAUAAAUGACUGUGAUUGACUGCUAAGCAUACUCUACCGUAAACAUUCCUUUACCUACAUACAUAUAUAAUAAUUAUAAUUUCAAUGUUGU
Acyrthosiphon pisum (pea aphid) is the source of this 1105-nucleotide messenger RNA. RefSeq lists its product as uncharacterized. The transcript has 5 exons. NCBI's taxonomy places the organism in Eukaryota, Metazoa, Arthropoda, Insecta, Hemiptera, Aphididae. Bases 148 to 903 code for a protein of 251 amino acids. The record is from RefSeq and is a predicted model, not a curated record.